Molecule: messenger RNA, 423 nt
Organism: Schizosaccharomyces osmophilus
Lineage: Eukaryota; Fungi; Ascomycota; Schizosaccharomycetes; Schizosaccharomycetales; Schizosaccharomycetaceae
Product: SPAC1952.04c-like, conserved protein
Exons: 4
Coding region: 1-423 (140 amino acids)
Source: RefSeq, a predicted model, not a curated record
AUGUUUUUCUUUUUCUUUCUUCCUCUUGGACUCCAGGAUUUCUGGCACAAUAAGAGUAAAUACGCAAAACUUCAACUGACUUGUCCAAGAUGUUUUAAUAAAUCAGUUCGUGUUUGUCGACAUUGGAAAACGCUUUCCAUUAUCAUUUUACCGAUUCUCCCUGUCUAUACUUCGAAAGCUUUACGAUGCUCUGUUUGCAAAUGGUGGGAGCCUACCAACAAACACUUAAUUGAACAGAAAAUUAGGGACGAACCUCGUCUGCAAAGUGCAAGGCUACAAGCACAUCCUGGAAUGCAGUAUCCCCAUCCUGCAACAACGAUACAGCAACCUUGCUACGAACCUAGUGGCUCGAAUCCAUCACAAGACCAGUCGCACUCAAAACCCCAGAGGCAUUCUGAGGAGCCGCUUCCUCCCUAUUCAUAA